AUGGGUCGUGUGAUUAGGGCACAACGUAAGGGAGCGGGUUCAGUUUUCAAGUCCCAUACCCAUCACAGGAAGGGACCUGCUCGUUUCCGCAGUCUCGAUUUCGGCGAGCGUAACGGUUACCUCAAGGGAGUGGUUACUGAUGUUAUCCACGAUCCAGGUCGUGGUGCUCCUCUUGCCAAGGUUACUUUCCGUCAUCCUUUCCGUUACAAGAAGCAGAAUGAGCUUUUUGUUGCGGCUGAAGGUUUGUACACCGGUCAGUUUAUCUACUGCGGAAAGAAGGCUACUCUAGUUGUUGGUAAUGUGCUUCCUCUCAGAUCUAUCCCUGAGGGAGCUGUUAUCUGCAACGUGGAAGGACAUGUUGGUGACCGUGGUGUUUUUGCCAGGGCUUCUGGUGAUUAUGCUAUUGUUAUCAGUCACAACCCUGAUAACGAUACCUCUAGGAUCAAGCUUCCUUCUGGUGCCAAGAAGAUUGUGCCAAGUGAUUGCCGGGCUAUGAUUGGGCAAGUUGCUGGCGGUGGUAGAACAGAGAAGCCUAUGUUGAAGGCUGGUAAUGCAUACCACAAGUUUAGAGUGAAGAGGAACUGCUGGCCUAAGGUUCGUGGUGUUGCUAUGAAUCCAGUUGAGCAUCCCCAUGGAGGAGGUAACCACCAGCAUAUUGGUCAUGCAAGUACUGUCAGACGUGAUGCACCUCCUGGACAGAAGGUUGGUCUCAUUGCUGCCAAGAGGACUGGUAGGCUCAGGGGUCAAGCUGCUGCAAGCGCUGCAAAGGCUGACAAAUAA
This is a messenger RNA of Lathyrus sativus (Indian pea), 780 nucleotides long. The record is from the annotation of a GenBank genome assembly. NCBI's taxonomy places the organism in Eukaryota, Viridiplantae, Streptophyta, Magnoliopsida, Fabales, Fabaceae.